Messenger RNA from Pogona vitticeps (central bearded dragon), 2452 nucleotides. RefSeq names its product BRCA1 associated protein (gene BRAP). Gene Ontology annotation, molecular function: ubiquitin protein ligase activity; nucleic acid binding; zinc ion binding. Gene Ontology annotation, cellular component: cytoplasm. Gene Ontology annotation, biological process: protein ubiquitination; Ras protein signal transduction. NCBI's taxonomy places the organism in Eukaryota, Metazoa, Chordata, Lepidosauria, Squamata, Agamidae. The record is from RefSeq and is a predicted model, not a curated record.
GAGGUCAAAGGGCGCGGAGGCGGAAGUGGCUCACAAUACCGAGGCGACGGCGUCCUGGUGGGGGUGUCAGCCUCAGCCUCAGCCUCAGCCGCGCUCUCGGCCGGGACUCCUUCCUCCUCGUCCUCCUCUUUCCUCGCCGUCCCAGCUCGGGCCCCGCCGGCCCGGCAGCCCUCCUCGGGCGGGCCCUAUGAGUGUGUCCCUGGUGGUCCUUCGUCUGGAGCUGGCGGAGACGUCGCCCCUGCCCGGCGGCUUCCCUUACAGCGCGGCCGCCACUGAAAUGUCUGAUGAGGAAAUCCAGGAGAAAUCGCUUGCGGCAGCCACUGCCUCUUUGGAAGGCAAGGCGCCUGUGGAGAGAGCAGCCAUCAUUCAUCAGCACAUCGGCCGCAGGGAGAUGACAGACAUGAUCAUCGAGACGAUAAAGCCUGAUGCAGAUGAGAUGAAAGCAGCGAUGGAAGAAGAAGGCAAAGCCUCUGAGGCUUCCUCCCCGGAGGAGCGAAGUAAACACGACGGCCAAAGCGAGGGCGUGACGGCAGCGCCCGAUUCCCCUUCGAAGCAACUUCCGGACCAGAUCUCCUUUUUCAGCGGGAAUCCUUCUGUUGAAAUUGUUCAUGGUAUCAUGCACCUCUACAAGACAAACAAGAUGACCUCCUUGAAGGAGGACGUGCGCCGCAGCGCCAUGCUGUGCGUCCUCACCGUUCCCGCCACCAUGACGAGCCACGACCUCAUGAAGUUUGUCGCUUCCUUUUACGAAGUCAUCGAACACAUGAAGAUCAUCCGGGACUCCACCCCGAACCAGUACAUGGCCCUGAUCAAGUUUAGCACUCAGGCAGAUGCAGACAGCUUCUACAUGACUUGCAACGGCCGGCAGUUCAACUCCAUCGAAGAAGAUGUUUGCCAACUGGUCUACGUGGAGAGGGCGGAGGUCUUCAAGUCAGAAGACGGAGCCAGCCUUCCUGUCAUGGAUCUGACUGAGCUUCCGAAGUGCACGGUCUGCUUGGAACGGAUGGACGAGUCCGUUAACGGGAUCCUUACCACACUGUGCAAUCACAGUUUCCACAGCCAGUGUCUGCAGCGGUGGGAGGACACUACGUGUCCGGUGUGCAGGUACUGCCAAACGCCAGAACCCGUGGAAGAAAAUAAGUGCUUUGAGUGUGGGGUCCAGGAGAACCUGUGGAUCUGUCUGAUCUGCGGACACAUCGGAUGCGGGCGCUACGUGAGCCGGCACGCGUACAAGCACUUUGAGGAGACCCAGCACACCUACGCCAUGCAGCUGACCAACCACCGAGUUUGGGACUACGCUGGAGAUAAUUACGUGCACCGGCUGGUGGCCAGCAAAACGGAUGGGAAGCUGGUUCAGUACGAGUGCGAGGGGGACGUGUGUCAAGAGGAGAAGAUUGACGCCUUGCAACUAGAGUACUCCUACUUGCUCACGAGUCAGCUGGAGUCGCAGCGCAUCUACUGGGAGAACAAGAUCGUCCGAAUAGAAAAGGAUACGGCCGAAGAGAUUAACAACAUGAAGACUAAGUUCAAAGAGACCAUUGAGAAGUGCGACUCCCUCGAACAGCGGCUGAACGAUCUAGUCAAGGAAAAACAAGCCAUUGAAAGGAAGUGCACGCAGCUCAACGCCAAGGUUUCGAGGCUCAGCUCCGAGCUCAAAGAGGAGCAGGAGAUGAACAAGUGCCUGAGGGCUAAUCAGCUCUUGCUGCAGACCAAGCUGAAGGAGGAAGAGAAGCUGCUGAAGGAGACCUGCGAGCAGAAGGACCUGCACAUCACAGAGGUCGAGGAGCAGCUCCGAGACGUCAUGUUCUACUUGGAGACCCAGCAGAAGAUCAGCCACCUCCCGGAAGAGGCCCGGCAGGAGAUCCAGGACGGACAGAUCAAUAUCGCCAUGGCCUCGGCCAGCUCGUCAUCGGCAGGGGGGCCGGGGAAGCCGCCUUCCCGGAAGGGCCGAGGCAAACGAGGCAAGUGAAGGGGGAGGUUGGGAGCGGUUGACCUGACCGAAACCUGGCACACACACCCCUCCCGUGGGAGUUGCCUGCCGGAUGAAGAAGAGGCACCAGAGUCUAGUGAGGGAUCGCUUAUCCGUUUCCUGGAUCCUUUCCUGUCCCGUUGCACUGGCCCACGGCAAACAACUGCCGUGAAGCACUCUUUCCCUGUGCGAGUGUGGUCCCCUCCUCCUUAGGUAGCACGUCGUGAAUCCUUUUGGGCUGCCCGGCCCUUUCUUCACCCCUGCUCCUCCCUUCCUCCUGACGCUGCUGCCUACCUGAGAACCACCGUGUUGUCGUGUACUGAGACGUUGGCUCGAAUUCUUUCUGAAAAGUACAGACUGUCGGAAAUGAUGGCGCAGCCUCGGGUUUUGAUUUCGGGUGGAACGGGAUGGGAGGCGGACACCUUGGCAACACCUUCUGAAAGCUGGGUGUGAGGUCUUCGUGGGGGGGGGCUUUUCUCCUCU